This is a messenger RNA of Monopterus albus (swamp eel), 1870 nucleotides long. RefSeq names its product glycine C-acetyltransferase (gene gcat). The record is from RefSeq and is a predicted model, not a curated record. Gene Ontology annotation, molecular function: pyridoxal phosphate binding; glycine C-acetyltransferase activity. Gene Ontology annotation, biological process: biosynthetic process; L-threonine catabolic process. Gene Ontology annotation, cellular component: mitochondrion. NCBI's taxonomy places the organism in Eukaryota, Metazoa, Chordata, Actinopteri, Synbranchiformes, Synbranchidae. The transcript is spliced from 9 exons. Bases 59 to 1336 code for a protein of 425 amino acids.
CACGCCCACUCUUGUUAAACGACCAGGCGUUUCACCCUGAUCAGCGCGUUUUACUGUCAUGUCUCUCGGAACAGCUGGCCGAACUUUGGUGGGAGCGGCCCGGGGGAUCCCGCGGGCCUCGGCCUUGACACGGAGAUACACCGCCGUCUCCGGAGCCGCGGCGGUGCUGGAGAAGGAGCUGGACACGAUCCGGGCCGCCGGGACGUGGAAGGCGGAGAGAAUCAUCACGUCAAGGCAGGGUCCCCAGAUCAACGUGGACGGCAGCCGUGGCAGCAUAUUGAAUUUCUGUGCCAACAACUACCUGGGCCUUUCCAGCCACCCGGAGGUGGUGCAGGCAGGGAUUGAAGCUCUGAAGUCACACGGUGCCGGACUGAGCUCAGUGCGGUUCAUCUGUGGGACACAGGACAUUCACAAAAAGCUGGAGCAGAAACUUGCACAGUUUCAUGAGCGGGACGACUGCAUCCUCUAUGCCAGCUGCUUUGACGCCAACGCCGGGCUGUUUGAGGUGCUGUUGGGCCCAGAGGACGCGGUGCUGUCUGACGAGCUGAACCAUGCCUCCAUCAUCGACGGGAUCCGUCUGUGUCGAGCACAGAGACUGCGAUACAAACACAUGGACCUUGGGGACCUGGAGAACAAGCUGAAAGAGGCUCAGGCGUCCCGACUGCGCCUCAUCGUGACAGACGGAGUCUUUUCCAUGGAUGGAGACGUGGCCCCUUUACAGGGAAUCUGUGACCUGGCUGAGCAGUAUGGGGCCAUGGUGUUCAUAGACGAGUGCCACGCCACUGGCUUCCUGGGGCCCCGAGGCAGAGGCACCGACGAACUCCUGGGGGUGAUGGACAGAGUUCACAUUGUCAACUCCACCCUGGGGAAGGCACUGGGAGGAGCAGCAGGUGGCUACACAGUUGGGCCCAAACCUCUGAUUGACCUGCUGCGGCAGCGCUCACGGCCGUACCUGUUCUCCAACUCCCUCCCCCCUCCUGUGGUGGGCUGUGCCACCCGGGCUGUGGAGCUGCUGCUCGCCUCCAGUGAGAUUGCACAGAGCAUGGCGGCCAAAACCAUGAGGUUCAGGAACAAGAUGACACAGGCAGGCUUCACCAUCGCAGGCUCGGCUCACCCCAUCUGUCCUGUGAUGCUGGGCGACGCCCGGCUGGCCUCUCUCAUGGCCGACGACAUGCUGAAGCUCGGCGUGUACGUGAUUGGAUUCUCCUACCCAGUCGUACCAAAGGGCAAAGCCAGAAUCCGAGUUCAGAUUUCAGCCGCGCACACUGACGAAGACAUCGACCGCUGUGUGGACGCCUUCAUCCAGACGGGCAGGACGCACGAAGUCAUCUCCUGAACACUGCAGGAGCUUGAACUGCGCGUUGUUCAGGGAAUAGUGGUUACGUUUGUAGGUCAACACAGUUUAAUGAUACCUGCGUGUGUGUUUGGCUGAAUAAAGUCAUUUAGAAACGUGCAGGUGUUUGCGUUGUAAAGAAAAAAGGGCUGUUCAAUUCACAUUCAUUUUAAUGAGAGAGAAUUUUUCUAUUAAUCAUCGUUUCUCCUGAUGGUAGUUUAUUUAGGAUUAGUUGUUUUAACACUCAUGUUUUGAUGACUGUGAGGAUUCAGUACUGGUCAUAUUGUGAUAUCAGCAUUUGUCGAAUCAACUUUCAACUCAUUCUUCAAAUCUACUGAAAGAACCAGGACUCUUCGUUUAUACUCACAAGUAAACAAAACAUUCUCUUCCCAACAUCUGCUAAAUUUGACAUUGUGUGUUUUUAACAGGAUUGAGGAGCCAGAGGUCACAUUUGAUAUGAUGCUAACUGCAAACCUACAGAUUCUACACAUGGAACACAUUAAAGUUAAAAUAUUAAAGUUCAUGCCGUUAAAAAGA